CACUGCUUCUCAUCGUCAUAUCCGGUCGAAGUGAGGUGUAACCAUAGAAACGGGACGCUGCCAUCUGCUACGCAGGUUGAAAAUAGAGAGGUGGGAGAAAUGAGCGACUCGGAGAAAAGCUUUCCGGACAAGUACACUGCUGAACGGGAACGGGCUGCGAGAGUGAUCCAGAGGGCAUUCCGUCGGAUUCUGGACAUACAAAUCUUUCAGUUCUACAAAAAUCUCCUCAGUUUCAAAGGCAAAGGUGAUCCACGGCUCUUGCUGAAAUGUGUAAACCCUUGUGAGGCUGAGCUAAUUGAUGCUGCAGCAGGAGUCCAUGCUCGCUUCAGAUUAGGUGGGACUCAGUUUCCGCCAAACAUUUACUACAAGUUGUUUACUCACAGACCUAUAGUGGACAUGUGCGCCAAUAGCCCGAAGGAUUACACCCAGAAUUGCCUGAAGCAGCUGUUGCCUAAACAGAUGCACAAUCGGGGGCUUGUGCCAAAGCAGGACCUCAGUGGCUGGUACGCACGCGUGGAGAACAACGGUUGGAGACUUCUCACGCCUAGGAUAUCUCACAGCCUAGAUCUGGUAACCAUAGCCGACAGCAGGAAGAGGAUUCCGUUUCAUCACUCCAAGCUACAGAGGAGGCAGGAUGUGGAGAAAAGGCAGAAAUAUCGAAAAAUUGAGUGGAUGAAGAAGAUGUAUUAUGAAGGCAGCCUGCAUGCCGAGACCUCAGACCCAGAAAUUGCUUUGUUGGUCCAACAGGCCACAGAAGGGGUGAUCCAAACAGCAGAGGAGCACGGUGCAAAUACCGUCAUGGAUUGGGAGGUGGAUGAGCUGCUGAGUUGGACCAAUGCACUCAGCUACGAAGAGUACAUAAGCACUUGGAAAGAAAUUGGAACCAGUAAAUCAUCCUGCGCAUUUAAAGGAACCACAUUUAUUCAGUCUCCGUAUGAUCAUUACGAAUUCUCACAAAUAAGCAGCCAGACUUCCCCCGACCUCAGCGUGACUGAAGAACAUUAAACUAAAAUAGCCUUUACCCUCUACUCUUCUGGACAAGAUUUCCUCUAGAUGCUGGAACACUGUUGAUGUGUUUGCUUCCAUCCAUAUGCAAGAGGUUGGGCACUGAUGUUGAGCAAUCAGGCUUGGCUGCCAUUGGAAUUAUAAUUAAUGCCACAGGGGUUCAUUUGGGUUGAGGUCAGAACUCUGCGCAGGCCAGUCAAGUUACAUAGUUAAGUUGGGUUGAAAAAAGACCAGAGUCCAUCAAGUUCAAGCCUUCCAAGUAA
Messenger RNA from Xenopus tropicalis (tropical clawed frog), 1268 nucleotides. RefSeq names its product chromosome 2 C11orf65 homolog (gene c2h11orf65). Bases 100 to 1005 code for a protein of 301 amino acids. NCBI's taxonomy places the organism in Eukaryota, Metazoa, Chordata, Amphibia, Anura, Pipidae. The transcript is spliced from 10 exons. The record is from RefSeq and is a predicted model, not a curated record.